Ornithodoros turicata is the source of this 2433-nucleotide messenger RNA. RefSeq lists its product as uncharacterized. Gene Ontology annotation, biological process: protein processing. Gene Ontology annotation, molecular function: metalloendopeptidase activity. Bases 109 to 2331 code for a protein of 740 amino acids. NCBI's taxonomy places the organism in Eukaryota, Metazoa, Arthropoda, Arachnida, Ixodida, Argasidae. The transcript is spliced from 2 exons. Gene Ontology annotation, cellular component: plasma membrane. The record is from RefSeq and is a predicted model, not a curated record.
GCACGUGUUCGUUGUAGCGCUAUCGCCAGUGAGCUAUGCGCCACUUUUUGACGAAGAAGGGGAGAAGAAGAAGCGCUAUCGAACGAGCUGCUUAAAAGCUGGAGCGUGAUGGGGAAGGUCCCUGGCUGCGCCAGUUUAGACUCGGAGUCUUUUGGAAGGCGAAAGAACGACAAGAGCAGAGUCCUUGGCCUGAUAUGCUAUGCAGCCGCCGCCUUUGCAUUCGCUGCCGCUGUGGCUAUCAUCAUAAACCAUCAGCCUGUUAUUCAUAGACAAGUACCUUUCGAUGACCAGUACGACGAUCUUAGUACAGCGCGGACGCUUUCCACAGACACCGCCGGAACACAUGGUGUGACACUUGGCGCUGGACAACAGCAAGAGAACGCGGGCAAGCCGGUCGAAAUGCAGGUUCCACAUGGAGGCAGUGAACGUGUCGUGAAGAAAGUAUGCGACACUGAGGACUGUCAUUACAUGCGUCGGCUCAUUGAGUUGUCCGUGAACACGUCGAAGGACCCGUGCGACAACUUCUUCACUUUCGUCUGCGAAGGAAUCAACGAGAAAUUCGCCAUGGAAUUAAAAGGAGGCCUCAUGAAUUCCGUAAGCGCCAAUCUCACGCUCAGUGUCUUCCGCUCGGUUGCCUAUGCAAGGAUACCACCAGUAGGACAAACAGCAUUUGAGAAGGUGGCUGCAUUUUACCAGUCGUGCGCAGACCCUCAGGACAGGAGAGCAAUUCGUCGAACCAUAUUGCGUUUCUUGACUGCCAACAACAUGGACGUAACGAGAAACAUGACCUUUCACCCCCUGUUCAAACAAGUUGAGUUUAUGUGGAAGGACUGGCCACUGAUAUUCGGUAUGUCACCCGUAUUCUUCCGUAGGUACGGCGAAGUUGCACUCGCAGUAAAAGCGACUCGCGGGUUUGAAUGGUUUAAAGCGCAGAAGCGUGGUAGACGGCUGCAGCGAAAGCGCUUCGUCGCAAAAAUAUUAGGAUUCGUCUUCCGUGCGAGCGGAGUCAACGGAACCACAAUAAAUGAAAUUCUGCGAGCCGAAGACAAGGUGUUGAAGAUAGCGAGACGACAGCACAAGGAAGCUAUUCACGUUCUACCAAUGCGUUAUGCAUGGUACGGAUUGGACAAGAAUGUGUCGUCCAUCUGGAAUGAAGCCCUUCAAAAUUACAGCAACACACUUCUUCCGGGCAACUACAGCAUGUAUAUGUCAAUGACUAGCAUACGCCUUUUCCUAGACCUGUUUGGAACCAAUCCAUCGAUAAGGGCAACCGAACUCCGGACAUUCCUCGCCUGGAGCAUCACACGUUUCCUUUAUAACGCUUCCGGUCUUAUAGAGCCUAUGAAUCGCACCAGUUGUUUUUUAUCUGUCAUGAAGGUGUUUCCCAAAUUAGGCCCCCUCGAGGUCUUGAGGAAGACUGUGAAUGAGUCAAGAGUGGCACGCGUUGAAGAAAUGGCACAGAAUAUCUUCAACGAAAUACAAGCUUCAUUCAAUACGUCUGUCUGGCUCGACACAAAGACACGGAAAGGCGCAGUGGACAAACUAUCGCAAUUGAACAAGUUCAUUGGAUAUCCGUUAGAACGCUAUUCACUGGCUGAUGUUCCAGAUCUGAAUGGUCCUUUCAUCGCGAACCUCAUGAGUCUCAAUGACAUUCUUAUGGAUCAAAUCUGGAGGCUAAUUCUCCAACCAAACGCUACGACUUUCCUCCUUCAAGCUACCUUCCUCGGUGAAAUACCGCUAUUCAUCGCUAAUGCAGCGUACGCAAAAAUGUACAACGCUCUUUACAUUUCUCCCGGCAUCAUGUACAGGCCGAUAUUCACGUAUGGCGGACCGCCGGAAGUCAACUACGGUGCAUUGGGACGAAUCAUGACGCAUGAAAUGAUGCAUGGAUACGACGUCGAUGGAAGAGGUUACGACGGUAAAGGGGAUCGUGUACAGUGGUUCACCGAUAAAAGCGAAGAAGCAUUCAAUGUUCUGGCCAAGUGCCACAAAGAUAGCAUCGAAGGCUCGCCUAAGGCUCGUCACUUCGCUGAAUUCCCCGACGAGUACCUCGCUGACACCAUGGGAGAAGGUUCGCUUCUGAGCGCCUACCAGAAGGCUUCACAGAGGUCGACCGUAACGCUCGGAAAGGUUAAAAACUUGACAAGUGACGAGCUCUUCUACGUCGCUUGGUGUCUGGCAUGGUGUGGGACCAGCGUUCCAGAUUCAAAUCACCCUCCUCUGGAUGAAAGGUGUAACGUUCCCUUUCUGAAUUCCGAGCACUUCAGUGCGGUAUUCGGAUGCGCUGCGGGUGCUCCGAUGAACCCGCCGAAAAAAUGUCACUUCUGGUAGCGACUGUUUGUGUGAAUAGCACAAGAGCCGCUUCUCCAAAUCAUAUAUAACAAUAAUCAUGGUACAACAAUAUAAUAAGUGUGCAACUUACUUGUCGCUUAC